CAGCUUCCACUUAGUAAAACAUGCACCUUAGUACAGCUUCAUCAUGUGGUCUGGGAAUUCCUUUCGGGUUCUCUCUACUUUCUUACUUUUCUAAUAAUGAGCAAGAACUGUUUUUAUAAAUAAGGGGGAGAACAACAAGACGAUGACUGAAAUGUUAAAAAAGUCCCUUUGGGCUGGGGUCCCUGUCCCCUCCAUUCACCUACAAGGCUCCAGGACCCCCCAGAUGGACUCUGUGCUUUCCCCUACAGCCGCUCCCAGGUAACCAGGUAUCCCAGGACCCUGCCGGCUGCUCCCAGAAUUUGGGGGAAGGCUGGGCGGCAGCCCCUCAUGGCUGAGCCCCAAGCAAGCUGCCCUAAAUCCAAUCUGUGCUAGAGAACCCCACACUGCCUGGCUCUGCAGAACCUCCAACUUCAAACGAAGGAUAUGGGGGCUCUCUGGGACCCCUCCCCCCAGCCAGUGCGAGGCUGGCAAGGCUGGCCUGGGGAGAGGUUGCCAGGCAACCAGCUGGGGCUCCUCCCAGGGUGGCUGUGGGUGGCCAUGUUGCCUGGCAACCAGGUGCCAGCGUCCCUGGAGCCCAGACCGCACAGCUGCGCCCAGCCCCGCCCGCUCCUCCCUGGCUUGUGGGACCCCUGGGGCCCUGGCCUCAUUCCCCUCGCCUAGGACAGCUGGAGCCUCCGGUCACAAUGAGCAUUGUUCUCUCCAGGGACAGCCAGGUGAGGGUGAUGGAGAACACUGUGACCAAUGCCGAGAAGUACUUUGGCCAGUUCUGCUCGUUGCUGGCCGCCUACACCCGCAAGACGGCUCGGCUGCGGGACAAGGCUGACCAGCUCGUCAGACAGCUCACCGACUUCGCCAACACCGAGCACCCAGAGAUGCGGGCCACCAUGAGGAACUUCGCCGAGGACCUGGCCAAGGUGCAGGAUUACCGGCAGGCCGAGGUCGAGAGGCUGGAGACCAAGGUCAUCUGCCCCCUGAAGCUCUAUGGGGCGCACAUCAAGCAGACACGGGCCGAGAUCAAGAAAUUCAAACAAGUCCAGAAGAACGAGAUGAAACAACUGGAAAAGCUGGAAAAACUGAGGCAGAAGUCGCCUUCGGAUCGGCAAAUGAUCUCCCAGGCGGAGACCGGUGUGCAGAGGGCCUCAGUGGACGCCAGCCGCAUCACCCACCAGCUGGAGGAGGUGAUCGACACCUUCCAGAAGCAGAAGCUGAAGGACCUGCAGAAAAUUUUUUCAGACUUUGUCACCAUCGAGAUAGUCUUCCACGCCAAAGCGGUGGAGGUGUAUUCCAGUGCCUUCCAGAUCCUGGAGAGCUACGACCUGGAGAGAGAUCUGGAGCCCAUCCCGGUCUCUCCUGGGCAGGAUUUUAGAACCAAGAUGCAUGGGGUUUACGGACACUAUGAUGCUCGGCCAUUCAAGGAUACCUCGCCCUCCCCAGCUGUCCCAUGGGCUCUCACUGGCCAGAGCACUCAGACCACCAUACGGAGCCAGAGGAGAGACGAGGAGGAGGAGAGCACGGAACACUCUGCUGAGGAGGACCCCGUGGAGGACCUCAGGGGACAGGGGCGGGCACCCCAGCAAUAGGACCACAGCUCCCCUGUCAGAAAGACAGAGGCUGACCCCGGGUGCUCAGGGCUGGGGUGGGCUGGAGGCUCUGCUGGGUCCCCACCCUGGGUGAGUCCCGUGUCCUCCGAGUCUCUGUUUCCUCAUC
Lontra canadensis (Northern American river otter) is the source of this 1707-nucleotide messenger RNA. It is a transcript of the gene CIBAR2, whose product is annotated as CBY1 interacting BAR domain containing 2. The transcript is spliced from 9 exons. NCBI's taxonomy places the organism in Eukaryota, Metazoa, Chordata, Mammalia, Carnivora, Mustelidae. Bases 684 to 1580 code for a protein of 298 amino acids. Gene Ontology annotation, cellular component: ciliary basal body; ciliary transition zone. Gene Ontology annotation, biological process: cilium assembly. The record is from RefSeq and is a predicted model, not a curated record.